UCACUCUCUGAGCUCACUCUCAGUGUUCACGCCGAGCACUCACUCUUGGUACCGACUCUCAGUACUAACCCUCCGUGCACUCCAUCUCCUCUGCCAUUUUACGUUAUACGAUAAGUUCUGGCAGGAGUGGGAGCAGGAGAAGAUGGAGCCAGGGGUGACGUCCUGCUGAGUGCGAGUGUAGUAGUACACAACAGCUGUGUUGGCCAGUACAUAUACAGCUUCUGGGCCCAGUAUCCUAAGCACCACUUGCCUGAUACCGUAUCUGAGUGUGAAUCAGUGCGUGGAGUCACCUCAUCAGUCCGUGGCGUCACCUCGAAAGGAACCGUGUAACCAUUACUAAGCAUAUCACAGUUUGUGCUUCAGGCCCCAGCAGCAGACGGCCCCUUGGUCAGCAACAGUUACACCGCAAGAUCGCUGCCUCCAGGUACAAGACGGGGAAGGUGGCUGGCAGGAGACUCGGUGUUGGAGUAUAAGCGACCACAGCAGCGGGCGGCAUGGGGCAGCAGGCGGGCUAUACUACUUAUGUGAUCUACCAGGCCAUGGGGGCGGCCUCCGUGGGCAUGGGGGGCCUGGCGGGCGCCCUGGCCAUGGGCUACACCUCCCCCGCGCUCCCAUCCAUGCGAGCCGACCCACACUUCUCCAUCACCCAGGAACAGGAGUCGUGGAUUGGAGCUGUAAUGCCCGCGUGCGCCUUGCUGGGCAGUGUGGUCUCUGGGCCGCUUGUGGAGCGUCUGGGCCGCAGGGCUACACUCCUUCAUCUCACCUGGCCACUGGUUCUGUCGUGGGUGAUGAUAGCCGUGUCUGGAGGUGUGGGCGGGGUAGUGGCAGGACGCAUGUUGGGCGGAGUGUGUAUGGGCGUGCAGGCCGUCGCUGGCUCUGUCUUCCUGCCGGAGAUAGUGGAGCUGGAGCUGAGGAACAUUAUGAGUGCCUUUCCCGGUGUGCUGGGUAACUUGGGUCUGCUUGUGAGCUUCGCAGCGGGGCAAUACCUCACUUGGAGGGGUCUGGCGUGGCUGGGGGCAGCGAUGUGCCUCCCUGUUGUGUUCCUCCUGUACCCUCUACCUGAGACUCCAUACUACCUCACACGUACUGGAAAGACAGAGGCGUCGAUGACCGCUCUGCGGCAGCUGCGACGCAGCACAGACCAGGCUGAAAUGGAGCAGAAGGAAAUCAACAGCAGUUGCAGCAGCAGCGAGAGCAACGCAAGCGUCAGUAUGAGAGACAUUAUACUCCCGCCCAAUUUGUGGCCGGUUAGUGUGUCGGCUGCCCUCAUGGUGGCCCAGCAGACCACAGGCAUCACUGCUGUAGUGUUCUUCGCCUCCAAUAUCCUCGACGCUAGUGGGGAGGGUGAGAAAGGCAGCUCCUCGGCUGUGUUGCUAGGCGUUGUCAACUUCCUGGGAACCUUCGUCGGUAUGGUCGCCUUGGCAAAGUUUAGGCGGCGCCAUCUUCUCCGUAUGUCAACUGCUGUAAUUGUGGGUUCCCUCCUCACUUUGUCACUCUUUUUCUGGGCACAGAGUGCAGGAGGCGCCAUAGCCGCCAUAGCUAAAACUCUGUACCUGGUGCCAAUACUGGCACUCUUAGCUUACAUGAUUGGCUUUGCGCUUGGCUGGGGCCCUGUACCAUGGGUGUUCCUAGGGGAAGGAAUGCCCAGUCGAGUGCGAGGAAAAGCUGUGGCUGUGGUAGUAGCUGUCAAUUGGGCAUCGGCUUUUAUUAUCACAAAGACAUUUGGGUGGAGUGUGUCGUCCCUUGGUGCCCACACCACCUUCCUGGGCUACGCUGUGGUCACCGUCAUCAGCUCCACUUUUCUCCUUAGGGCCAUGCCGGAGACCUUCGGCCAGUCAGUUCCCCAGAUGGACAGGUUUUACAAAGAGGCAGUUGCCUUAAAGCAGCAGUAGCACUAAAAUAUUGUUGCUGUCAUAACAAAUAUUACGCUUAAUUGACCACAGAGUACUAGUAUUGUACUCAAAUGUGAGAGAUGGAGUGUUCCUCAGGACCUACCAUAUUCUAUCAUACUCCAUAUAGCCAAGUUCUUUUUCCUGAUUGAUAAUUACUUCUUUAUAACCUAAGAAAUAACUACCAAAUCACACCCAAGGAGAUGGUAAGGUCAAAACGUUUGUAAGUUUACUGGUAUAUAUAAUUUAUGUGGCGCAGUGUUCAAAGCUGCUGUUCUUGACUUCAGGGUUAAUUUAUAAACUGUAUUGUACUGUACUAAUACAUUUGGCAUGCGUG
Messenger RNA from Procambarus clarkii (red swamp crayfish), 2226 nucleotides. Its product is annotated as facilitated trehalose transporter Tret1. Gene Ontology annotation, biological process: transmembrane transport. Gene Ontology annotation, cellular component: membrane. The record is from RefSeq and is a predicted model, not a curated record. Lineage: Eukaryota; Metazoa; Arthropoda; Malacostraca; Decapoda; Cambaridae. Gene Ontology annotation, molecular function: transmembrane transporter activity.